Macrosiphum euphorbiae (potato aphid) is the source of this 1485-nucleotide messenger RNA. NCBI's taxonomy places the organism in Eukaryota, Metazoa, Arthropoda, Insecta, Hemiptera, Aphididae. The record is from the annotation of a GenBank genome assembly.
AUGUGGCUUACAAAACUACGCCCAAUUUUGGGUUACGGGUUACAUUCAAGACAAACCUUGUUUAAAAACCAUGGAACAUUUAACAUGUUAGCGGUUUUACCUGUUGCUAAAUUUGAUCAUCGACGUACUUAUAAGAACUUUGGUCAUAGGAGAGAUCCUCCAGAACAUCCUUUAAAAAAAUGUUACAUUUUGGCUUUUAUAAGCCUUAUAAUUUAUCAAUUUAUUAAUUGGGACAAAGUUAUUGAGGUAGUAUUUCCUCCUGUAGAUGCUGACAGCCAUGUUGAUACUACUGAUGAAAACCCAGAAGAAGAAAUCAUAGAAGCAGUUAUAGACAAAAAAAAAAAAAAACCUAAACAAAUAGUUGGAUUUCGAGAUCGAAAGAUUAUAGAAUACGAGAACAGGAUACGUCACUUUUCAACGCCAGACAAGGUUUUUAGAUAUUUUGCUACCUUACAAGUAACACAUAUGCACUCUAAUGGACUAGAAACUCAUGAAGUAUUUAUGACACCAGAUGAUUUCCUACGUUCUAUGACACCUGGAAUCAAACAGCCGGAUGGACUUGGUCUUGAUCAAUAUAAAAAAUAUGACCCAAAAAAUACACACAUGAGAUUAGAAUUGGCACUAAAUGAAGACAGUAUAUUCUACAAACUUGGAAGUUCUGGUCUGAUAACUUUUUCAGACUAUAUAUUUUUAUUAACUGUACUGUCAACAUCAAAAAGACAUUUUGAAAUUGCAUUCAGAAUGUUUGAUUUAAACGGUGAUGGUGAUGUAGACUGUGAAGAAUUUGAAAAGGUUGCUACCCUAAUCCGACAUCAGACAAGUAUCGGAAGUCGUCAUAGAGAUCAUGCAAAUACAGGCAAUACUUUUAAGGGAGUCAAUUCAGCAUUAACAACAUAUUUUUUUGGUGAAAAUCUUGAUGAAAAACUAACUAUAGAGAAAUUCCUUGAUUUUCAACAACAAUUGCAGACAGAAAUUUUAGGUUUAGAGUUUCAACGAAAAGGCCCCAGUGAUGAUGGAACCAUAACAGAAGUAGAAUUUACUGAUCUACUUUUAGCAUAUGCUGGAUAUGCUCCGAAAAAGAAAGCACGCAUAAUUAAGAGAGUGAAAAAAGUAUUUAAAGAAAAUACUCGUGGCAUUAGCGAAGAAGACUACUUAAAUUUUUUUCACUUUUUGAAUAAUAUUAAUGAUGUAGAUACGGCUCUUACGUUUUAUCAUAUUGCAGGAGCAUCAAUUGAUCAAGCCACUUUAAAACAUGUGGCAAAAACUGUAGCUCAUGUUGACUUAAAUGACCACUUGAUCAAUGUAAUUUUCACAAUAUUUGAUGAAAACCUUGAUGGCCAAUUAAGCAAUAGAGAAUUUGUUGCUGUUAUGAAAAACCGCUUAUUAAGAGGUUUGGAGAAACCAAAAGAUACUGGUUUUGUUAAGUUUAUUCAAUCUGUAGGAAAAUGUGCUCAGGAGAGUACUCCAAGUAUUUUUGACUUGUAA